GCAUGCGUAAGAAUAGCACGGUCAUAGGCGCCGAAUACAGAGACGGCGGGGCAGGUCGACGGGCCAGACAAGGGUCGCCGCUGUGGCCCCAGCUCGCAUGCCCUUCCUCCCGUCCUCUCACCAAGGGCCGUCUCCCCUCCUCCUCCAAGCACCGUCCGCCGGCCCCCUCUGACGACCACACCUGCCCGCCAUGCCCCCGACGUCCCUGGGUCGCCAGCUUCGCUGCUGGCUGGUCCUCGUCCCCGCCCUCUGCGCCGCCUCCGCGCGCGCGGCAGGCUCGAACAGCGGCGGUACGAACACGAGUCUCGCCAUGAUCAUAUUGUAUGCGAUUACCGGAUGUGUGUCGGCGCUCUUCUGCGUGGUUAUCGUUUCCGGUGCUAUCCGCGCGAUCCGGCACCCCGAGCGAUAUGGGCCUCGCACAGGCGAGGGCGAGUUCGCCGGUUCAUUCCCGGGCCAAUCUCGUGCGCGCGGCCUGACCAGAGCGAUCCUCGACACAUUUCCUGUUGUCAAGUUCGGGGUGGAAACCUCGCAAUCAACACAAGGACAAGGGAAGGACAUGGAGAUGGGUGAUGUAAAGAGCUACAAGGGCGACGAGGAGCGGGACAGCGCGAGCCUCGAUGACGACGACAAGUAUACUCUAGAGGACGACGCCGACGGUGCACAUGCGAACGCGCGCGCGCACGAACGGCGAGUCAGCUGGGCACCGCAGCCGCCGCUUGAGCGAAGAGACGAGGGACGGGAACACCCCUCGGGCGUACAAGAAGAGGACAUCACGACCAACGCGCACAAGCCUGGCAGCUCAACGUCAGAAGAACCCAUCGCGGGCCCGUCCUCGCCGACGCAACUCUCGCCCGACCGCGACCUCCCGCCCGUGCGCCCGCGCCCGCGUCCCGGGCGCUCGUCGACGCAGGGCCGCCCCCUGUCCGCACCGGCGGGCGAGAAGGAGAAGGACGUAGUGCCAGACGCGAUCGGGACGGAGACGUGCCCAAUUUGCAUUCUCGACUUCGAGGAGGGCGAUGACCUGCGCGUGUUGCCGUGCGAGGGGAAGCAUCGCUUCCAUAGAGAUUGUGUGGACCAGUGGCUGUUGGAGCUGAGCAGCAGUUGCCCGAUCUGUCGACAGGACUUCCAAGCCCUCGAGACGAUGAUGAUGGGGGGCGACUCUGCGGACGGCGACCACCUCGAGCCACCGCACCCGCACUACGCACAACGGCCGCUGUCCAGCGCCGCGGCGCGUUUCUCGCGGUAUCUACGGUUUGCGCGGAGGCGGCACGGGCAUCGCACGCGGGACCGGCGGGAGGGACGAGAGGACGGCAGCGGGUACGACAUCACGGACCCGCCGAUGCCGCUGUCGCCGGAGAUGAGGUUCUGAGUCGCGUAUCGCGUGCUCCUGCUGGAGGAUAGGGCGACUUGGAUGUAAUAUCCUGGUCCCGCCGUUCGCCCACUUCCUGCACCCGUCGUCUCCGGCGUUGCCGACCCCGAGCCCCGUCCGUCCCUCGUCCUUCGUUAAUCUGUGGUUCGCACACCCGUCCGCCUGGUUCGUACGGUCUGCGCCGCGCUCUCUCUCGCCUCAUCCUCUGUCCCCCCGCCAGGUCUGUAUUAUCGGUUCAUUGUUGUCGUUUAUGUGCUUAGGACCCGCUCCUGCGUCUGUUGUUGUCUGUAAUCUAGUACGCCAGGAUCCCAUGUUGUAAAACACCACGCGCACGUAUAUAUCGCGUUCCUGUUCACCUCCGUCAUACGGCC
Molecule: messenger RNA, 1740 nt
Organism: Rhodofomes roseus
Lineage: Eukaryota; Fungi; Basidiomycota; Agaricomycetes; Polyporales; Fomitopsidaceae
Exons: 4
Coding region: 191-1369 (392 amino acids)
Biological process (GO): ubiquitin-dependent protein catabolic process
Cellular component (GO): cytoplasm
Molecular function (GO): ubiquitin protein ligase activity
Source: RefSeq, a predicted model, not a curated record